UUUUGUAUAUCUCCCGUCCCACAUUUACUGAGUAUCGCGGCGGCCACCACCAUUUCCAUUAUAGGUUCUUAUCAUCCAUCCAUCAGGAACUCAAGAGGAGGGAACCUCUUGAAUCUAGUAGCUUUCGCUCGACUGAUCACCCAUCGGGCCAUUCCAGCAAGACUCAUAUCCUUGCCUCCCCAUCGACCUGUAAUUUUUUUAUUUUAAUUAUCAACCUCGAGCUUCAGCUGCUGCUGCUUUGGUCUUGCAACUUCUUCAUUUGACUCCGCCUCUCUCUCCUUAGCACUCCUAUUUCUCCCCAUCCUUAUCUCGCAUGUAGAAUUAUCAAGUACUGUGGGCUGGAAAUUUGCAACUACGAUUCAAAUUACCCUUGAAUAUUUUCUCUGCUUCACACACAUCAAUAAAUAGAUACAUCCUUUCUGUCCGGUGAGGCUCCCACCAAAUAUUCUCAGCAGAAGAAAUCUCACCAGCCUGCUCUCCCUGUCGUUUCUCGAGUCUCUUGAUUUCUCUCUCAAUACAUACACAAUACAUACCUCAACGCCAACCAUUCCCAGUAAUUUGACUAUGAGUGCUCAAAACCCUGCCGCGGCAGAACCGCCGACCUCUAGAGCCCGUCAGUUCAAGGCUACCAAAGGCCACAAGAUGCUGUCCGCUGGAUUCCGGCGCCUCCGGACGAUCUCGGGAGUCUACCAAGGUCGGGCGAGCUCAGAAAUAAUUACCGACGAACAACGACCGCCCGUGCCAGCACUCGAUCGAUCCUCAUCAGAUCAAAACCAAGAACCACAACCUUCGUCAUCUCCGGCGGUGCCCGAUCGCCUACCCCAAAGCGAGUCGGGCAAGGACUCCGCCACAGCUCUACCCGCGCUGUCGCAGCUGAGAGGGAUUUUUUUUGUACCCGAUGCCAAUCAAGACCCAGAUCUUGACCUCGACUCAAGCACUGGCAAGAGCCGCCCUCAAUCCACCGAAAGCCGGACAUCCUCGCGAAGUCCGGCGCUUGAAGACAUUACCAACUCAAACGCCUCCAUUGCUGUCAGCUGGUCCGAGCCGCGCGACGAGGACAGCUUAUCUAGUCCCACCUCUCUAUCAACCUUUGCGGAUAGUUCUACCGGUACCAAUGAUGCCCCAUCCGUGAUAGGCGGGAUAAUGCAACUAAUUUGCCCCGGUAACAAGAUGCUCCAACUGUCGCCCCGGGCCUGUCAGGCAGCUUACCCGCCGAUCGACUUGGAAUCGCCGUACGCUCCGUACGCUCCAACCUCUCCACUUUCGACAACCAGUGUUCGGGAUUCCAAUUCUUCUACUCAUACCCAGAGCGCGCAUAUCAGCACUUUCAAUAUCCGGAUGGGCUUGCGUCAUCUGCCCUCCAUCGUCCCCAAACCAGCGUCCAAGCAUCAGGCACAAUCGCGUGAAAUCACUCAGCAACAGGCAAUCAGCCUAGUUACCAGCACACCAGAUGUUCAACUUGUGCAAUCUGCUUCAUCGCCUAAGAAAAUUUCUCCAAACAGCUCCAACGAGAAGACCGCACCUGCUCUGACCUGCCCCAUCUACGUGAGUGACUCUGAUCAGUGCGGUACGCCGAAAGACGAGUCGUCCAGCAACUUCGCACAACCAACGACCCCGAAAACUGCAGGCUUCAAGGAGAAACUAGGAUGGACCGGAAAGUCGAAGCACCAGCACAGUCGAAGCGCGUCAAUUGCACGCCCAGGGAGCAACAUACCUUUCCCGUGCUCGACUCAUGACGAUAGCGAGAUGGCACCCAAGCAGCGACAUGAACGCAACUACUCCGAGGGCGCCAAGUCGAUGCUCCGUGGUAACUUCAAUCAGAUUUUGACCUUACCAAUCCGACGGAUCCGCACCUCCUCCUCCAUCAGCACAAUCUUCCGAGGGAUCAGGCCCGGUAAAAGUGCUCCCCGUCGCACACCCUCAGAUGCAUCUUUCGAGGCAAGGCCUUUCAGCAUGCGCACAGAAUCUUUCUACGAAAUUCUCGACCCAAGCGCUAUACCCCCUUUCGAUAGCGCUGUGAUACCGCAAUGAUGAUUUCUCCAGGCGCAAAUUCAAUAAUUAUAAACGAAUCUAUACCCUUUAUUAAUGGUUCCUUGCAAUCUAGUGCCAUGUAUCUCUUGAAUUGCCCUACCCCGGUACUGUCGUCCAUCCCUUUUUUUUCGGCCACUUCAUGGCAAUCUCCUAAUUCUAAGUGUAUCCUCUCGUUCAUUUUUUUUGUUUUUUCCAUAUCAUCUAUGCGGGGAAGUCCGGCUUUGUCUAUUCUCUGGUUAUUUCUUACAACGGUCUAUCCAAUAUAUCUUAAUUUGUUUUGUUCGGCCUGUUUUCAAUUCUUGCUCCAGUACUAAAAUCUCCAAUUGGUGAAGCUUAUUCAACAAGUGAACCUAAAGUGUGUAGCUCUCUAUCUUGAGGUCGCUUGCAAAUGAACAGUUUGAUUGAACCAAGCG
Molecule: messenger RNA, 2444 nt
Organism: Puccinia graminis f. sp. tritici CRL 75-36-700-3
Lineage: Eukaryota; Fungi; Basidiomycota; Pucciniomycetes; Pucciniales; Pucciniaceae
Exons: 2
Coding region: 565-2031 (488 amino acids)
Source: RefSeq, a predicted model, not a curated record